AUGAAUAAAUUAUAAAUCUAGUCUAUUCAAUAUUAAACGACCAACAAUAGAACAAAGAUCAAAACUAACAAAAAUAAUGUGCAUCUUUGGACGAGCUCGAAAAUUGCAGUAUUAAAUUUAGAGAUCUUGAUUGGUAUAAUAAAAUAUUUAUGUUUCAAGACCAAUAGAUCAUAAAGGGAUAAGUAAGAAAAAUUAACCUGAUAGAGUCAGAUCAUUUAAUGGUACUGUUUAUUCUUAAAGAAUUAGAAGGAAACUAGAAGAAUUUGAAAUUAUAAGAAUAGGGUCUAAAUAAGAAUAUCUUAUGGGUUAAAGAUAAAUGGAAUGGACAAUUAUAAUCUAUUAAAAAUAGUAAUAGAUUUAUAUAAUAUUUUAUUAAAUGAACAAAAGGUAAGUUUUUGAAUAUUGUUCAAUAACAAUGUUAUAAAGGGUAAUAAAAAUACAAAGAAAAUAAUUUCAUUCUAACAUUCUCUAACUAUAUAAUUAUUUUGAAGAUAAAGAAAAUGUAUAUUUGAUUUUAGAAUACAUAGGUAUUGAUAAAAUAUAAAUUAGAAAAUGGAUCUUUAUUAAAUAAAUUAAAAAAGAGUUUAAACUUAUUUAGGAGUAAAUUAUUUCCAUAAAAAUAAAAUGAUUCAUAGAGAUUUAAAAUAUAAAUUGAUUUGCCAGAGAAUCUAUUGUAGAAUAAUGAAGGGAUAAUAAAGAUUUGUGAUUUUAUUGGAGUGCAGAAAGUUUAACAGAGAAAUGUAUGA
Molecule: messenger RNA, 746 nt
Organism: Paramecium sonneborni
Lineage: Eukaryota; Ciliophora; Oligohymenophorea; Peniculida; Parameciidae
Source: the annotation of a GenBank genome assembly